CCACGAGGGUGAUUUGGGAGCUUGGGUUGUCCGGUUUUCUAACCUAACAUGCUACCUUGCUUGGUUGGUAAUAUCGAAUCUAAUUGCCUAAUCCUGAAUGGUCUUUCUGUCAGGGCUGAGAUUCAUAGGUUUGGGUUUAAUUAACUAGUUGUUUCCUUCCAGUGGAGUUGCUAGCUUUUUGUUCAACGUCCAUGUUUUCCACCAGGAGCUCCAAGCAAUCAAAUUAAAUGUUGGACAUGUGCUUAAUUCCCAAUGUCCCAAUUGUUCCAGUUCCCUACCAAAAAUCAACUGUUGGUCGCAAGAACUGCCGGUUCUUGAACUUUCAGUCCAUUUCCUCGCAGCCCCCGUGGCUCAAGAACGAAGCGCCCCACGCGGCCGCGUGGCCGCGGGGGCUUGGGGGUGGCGUUCGCUGAAGGCGGAAGUCAUGACCGAAGAGGAUCCACUCCUUUUGGCCAAGUCACGAGACCCAGAUCGGGAUCGAGGUCGAGGGCGAUGCUGACCUCGGAAAGUAAAGUGGAGGAGGCUUUUCGGAUCUCUAUGAUGCCGUGGCUCACCUUCACGGGUGUCACAUGGCUUUUCUUGUAUUGCUAUGCGCACUUGCCGAGCUUCGUAGUGAUCUCGUUGAGCACCUGGGCCACGAUGUGCCUUUGUACACUCCUUGCCAUGUACCUUCGCCCCAAGGCACCUGCCGCACAGGGCAAGCAUGGCCUGGUGGUGGUCCUAAGCCUUUUCUCUUUGUGCCUGGGCACUGUCUUUGGCUACUGGAACUACAGCCGUGCUGGUGGAGUGGGUGACUACUGGGCUAUAGGCUCCCACGAGAUCUACGAGGGCGUGUCCCCCAGCGAGCCGGCGGACGCGCGGCGCGACGCCGCGGCGCUGGCGUUCACGAAGUACAGCAGGCCAGAUGCGCGUUUGAGCACCUCUUACGCCGCAUUCGGUCAGCUCGGCCCUGAGAGAGCAUCAACAGGCAUUGGUUUAGAAGGCAUUGAUUUUGGGCGGAUGCUGCGGAUGCUGAUUGUCCUGUUGGUGAGUUGGAGGAUGUUGAGGGGCAAGUUUCAAAUAUGUGAGAAGCAAGUGAUGUCCUUCAACCACAGCAGCUUGAAAUGCCAAGAGUCCUCCCUGCCCAAAGAGGGUCGGUGCCUUCCGUGUCGCUCAGAAACCCACUGGCCGGAUGGCGCGCCCAAGCGUUUCCGUGGCAAGGACGCCUGGAAGAGUUGGAUCAAUUGGGAGUCGCCCUUCAACGGCAGCUCCGACCAACUGAAUCGAGAACGGAAGUUCUUCUGGGAGGUGGACGACAAGGGCGCUCUUUGGCGUUUGGAACUCCACGAGCCUGGGCGCUGGGGCGAGAUGCGGCAUCCUAAGGUGGACCAGCUUGGUUCGGUGCCCAGUGGUUGCCCAGAGGAGCAGUGGGUCGAGUCCCGCCAAUGCCUGGUGGAUGUGCGAUGA
Molecule: messenger RNA, 1446 nt
Organism: Durusdinium trenchii
Lineage: Eukaryota; Dinophyceae; Suessiales; Symbiodiniaceae
Source: the annotation of a GenBank genome assembly